Molecule: messenger RNA, 2369 nt
Organism: Cajanus cajan (pigeon pea)
Lineage: Eukaryota; Viridiplantae; Streptophyta; Magnoliopsida; Fabales; Fabaceae
Source: RefSeq, a predicted model, not a curated record
UAUUUCCAAUAUUUUCUAUUCAAUAACCUAAAAAUAAAUUUUAAUAUCGAUAUCUUCAAUAAGCCGACUCUUUUAUAACUUUUAUUUUAUUCUAUCCAUAGAUUCUUUAUGUGUAUUUGGAAACUUUUAGUUGCGUUAGAUGCAUGAGCGCAUGCGUAUGUAGAAUAAUAAUUUCCAUGGUAGUUUAAAUAAGUUCAUUGUGUAGAAAAAACAUAGAUAUUGUUUAUCUUCUCUAAGUCAUUGAAUUUUUAUUCCUCAAUUAUAUCAUUUUCUCUAUUAUUCUAACAUAUUGAUCUAUGAUUAUGUAUAAUCAUUUGUAUAAUUAUUUUUUUUUCUAUUGUAUUUGUUAGGCUCAUAACACAACAUUUAUUUCAUUGUUUCUUCUUUCAUAUGCUAGGACUGAAUCAGAACUCCUUAAGGAAAUUGUUGGAGAUGUUUUGCAAAAAUUGACUCCUACAUACCAAAACCAACUUAAAGGUCUGGUAGGAAUUGAGGACAAUUAUGAGGAAAUUGAAUCAUUACUGAAAAUUGGGUCAACUGAAGUGAUAACCAUUGGAAUAUGGGGUAUGGGUGGCAUAGGAAAGACCACCCUAGCCACUACUUUGUAUGCAAGAUUGUCUCCUCGGUUUGAAGGUUGUUGUUUCCUGAAAAAUGUAAGGGAAAAUUCAAGCAGCCAUAAUGGACUUGAAGCUUUACAUAACAAACUUUUCGCCAAGUUGUUAGAGAUUGAAAAUCAUUGUUUUGAUAUGAAUUUUGUGAGGCGUAAGCUUAAACAUAAAAAGGUUUUAAUUGUGUUGGAUGAUGUGGACACCUUACAACAAUUAGAAUAUCUAGUUGAAGAUUAUGAUUUGUUGGGGCCAGGAAGUAGAGUCAUUGUUACAACUAGAAAUAAACAAAUUUUUAGUCUAGUUGAUGAAGUAUAUGAGGUCAAGAAAUUGAGCUCUGAUCAAUCUCUUCAACUUUUUUGUUUGACUGUUUUUGGAGAAAAACAACCUAAACAUGGAUAUGAAGAUCUUUCAAGAAGUGUAGUUUCCUAUUGUAAAGGCGUUCCUUUGGCUUUAAAAGUUAUGGGUGCAAGUCUUCGUCGAAGAAGUGAAGAGGUAUGGGAAAGUGAAUUGAGAAAACUCCAAAAGAUUCCAAAUAUGCAAAUUCAUAACAUUUUAAAAUUGAGUUAUGAUGGCUUAGAUCGUUCUCAAAAGAACAUCUUUUUAGACAUUGCCUGCUUACUGAAAGGAGAAAACAAGAAUUCUGUAACAAGUCUACUAGAAGCUUGUGGUUUCUUUGCAGUAUCUGGAAUCGAAGUCCUUUUGGACAAAGCUCUCAUAACAAUUUCAAAUUACAAUUCGAUAGAAAUGCAUGACUUGAUACAACAAAUGGGUCAAGAAAUUGUUUAUCAAGAAUCCAUCAAAGAUCCGGGAAGACGAAGUCGAUUAUGGAAACAUGAUGAAGUGUAUGAAGUAUUGAAAUAUAACAAGGGAACUGAUGAUGUUGAAGGGAUAAUUUAAAAUUUGGAUACAUUAACUGAGGAUCUGUGUUUGAGCUCUGAUUUCCUUGCAAAGAUGCCUAAUGUGAGAUUUCUUAAAAUCCAUACAAAGCACCGGAAUAAAAAAAAAUUUAAUGUGUCCCUUCCUCAUGGUCUCAAGUCAUUCUCUUAUAAAUUGAGGUACCUUCAAUGGCAUGGAUUUUGUCUCAAGUCUUUGCCGUCUAACUUUUGUGCUGAACAACUUGUAGAGCUUCACUUGUCUCUGAGCAAGGUUAAAAGGCUUUGGAAUGGGGUUCAGGUAGAAAUGUGACUAUACUUGCUACAUUUUUUUUCUCUAAGUUUUUAAAGGAUCUUUCGAAUUUAAAGACAAUUCUCUUAGAUGACUUGCCAGAGCUGGUUGAGAUGCCGGACUUAUCUAUGGCAAGAAAACUUGAACGUAUUUCUCUUCAAUAUUGUAUAAGUUUGCGUGAGCUCCAUCCGUCCAUCACGUCUCUCCCUAAGCUCACACAGUUGGAGUUAUUUGGACUUUCAAAAAUUGAUAUCCUUAAAGUUCAUUCAAAAUCUCUUCGUAAACUUAGCACCUUGGGUUGUUCAUCAUCUCUCAAGGAAUUCUCAAUUACAUCAAAGGAAAUGACUACUUUGGAGUUAUUGGAAACCACUAUAAGUGCAUUGCCGUCAUCAAUUUGGGAAAAUAGGAAACUUAGUAAACUUACUCUAACAGUCUCAAACAAUUUUGAAAAGUUAUCAGAUGAAGGAGGAAUGGGGUCGAUUACAACACUGAACCAUUCUGAGUGUGUGAAGCACAAUGCAUGCCAUACCCACCACAACUUUGGAAACUUAUCAUCUUUAAAAGAGUUAUGGUUAAGUGGAAUUAAUGAUGUGAGCU